GAUGCUGAGAAACGAACUCCUCUUCAUGUUGCAUCAUUCCUGGGAGAUGCAGACAUCAUUGAGCUUCUCAUUUUGUCAGGCGCCCGUGUUAAUGCCAAGGACAAUAUGUGGCUGACUCCUCUUCAUCGAGCAGUUGCUUCAAGAAGUGAAGAAGCAGUGCAAGUAUUGAUUAAGCACUCAGCCGAUGUCAAUGCUCGGGACAAGAACUGGCAGACGCCCCUGCACGUGGCUGCUGCAAACAAGGCAGUGAAGUGCGCGGAAGUCCUUAUCCCCAUGCUGAGCAGCGUCAACGUCUCUGACCGAGGAGGGCGGACGGCAUUGCACCAUGCAGCUCUGAAUGGCCACAUAGAGAUGGUGAACUUGCUCUUGGCCAAGGGGGCAAACAUCAAUGCUUUUGACAAGAAGGACAGAAGAGCUCUUCACUGGGCAGCGUACAUGGGUCACCUGGAAGUUGUUGCCUUACUGAUUAAUCAUGGUGCAGAGGUGACUUGUAAAGACAAGAAGGGUUACACCCCACUUCAUGCGGCUGCAUCCAAUGGGCAGAUUAACAUUGUGAAACACCUCCUUAACCUGGGGGUAGAGAUUGAUGAAAUGAACAUCUAUGGAAAUACUGCACUUCACAUUGCCUGUUACAAUGGUCAGGAUUCUGUUGUUAACGAGCUGAUUGACUAUGGUGCUAAUGUAAAUCAGCCUAAUAACAACGGAUUCACGCCCUUGCAUUUUGCUGCUGCCUCCACUCAUGGAGCACUGUGUCUUGAACUGCUAGUGAAUAAUGGGGCAGAUGUUAACAUUCAGAGUAAGGAUGGGAAGAGCCCGCUGCACAUGACAGCUGUCCAUGGGAGGUUCACACGGUCGCAGACCCUCAUUCAAAAUGGAGGGGAAAUCGACUGUGUUGAUAAGGACGGUAACACCCCUCUGCACGUGGCUGCAAGAUACGGACAUGAGCUUUUGAUUAACACCCUCAUAACCAGCGGAGCUGACACUGCCAAGUGUGGGAUCCACAACAUGUUCCCUUUACACUUGGCAGCACUGAAUGCUCACUCAGACUGCUGCAGGAAAUUGUUGUCAUCGGGCUUUGACAUAGACACUCCUGAUAGUUUUGGAAGAACGUGCCUCCACGCUGCCGCUGCAGGAGGUAAUGUUGAAUGUAUAAAACUCUUGCAAAGCAGUGGAGCAGAUUUUAAUAAGAAGGACAAAUGUGGGAGGACGCCUUUGCACUAUGCAGCUGCAAAUUGUCAUUUCCACUGUAUUGAGACACUGGUGGCAACAGGAGCCAAUAUUAAUGGAACAGAUGACUGGGGACGCACCCCUUUGCACUACGCUGCUGCUUCUGACAUGGACCGAAAAAAGAACAUUUUAGGUAACUCCCAUGAAAAUGCUGAAGAACUUGAAAGAGCAAGUGACAUGAAGGAAAAAGAAGCUGCAUUGUGUCUGGAGUUCCUUCUGCAGAACGAUGCCAAUCCAUCCAUCCAGGACAAAGAGGGGUACAACACUGUGCAUUAUGCUGCUGCAUACGGGCACCGGCAGUGUUUGGAACUGCUUCUGGAAAAAACCAACAACGUGUUUGAGGAGCCUGAUUCUGCAGCUACGAAAAGUCCUUUGCAUUUAGCUGCCUAUAAUGGUCAUCAUCAAGCCUUGGAGGUUCUUCUCCAGUCUCUGGUAGAUCUGGAUAUUAAGGAUGAGAAGGGACGCACUGCGUUGGACCUGGCUGCCUUUAAAGGACAUGCUGAGUGCGUGGAAGCUCUCAUCAGCCAGGGUGCUUCUGUCACUGUAAAAGACAAUGUCACCAAAAGGACCCCCCUCCAUGCUUCAGUCAUUAAUGGCCACACACCUUGUUUACGGCUGUUGCUCGAAGUUGCAGACAACCCUGAUGUGACAGACGCAAAAGGACAAACCCCACUAAUGCUCGCAGUGGCAUAUGGGCACAUUGAUGCUGUUUCUUUAUUACUUGAAAAAGAAGCAUCUGUAGAUGCAGCUGAUCUCCUGGGAUGCACAGCUCUACACCGAGGGAUUAUGACUGGGCAUGAGGAGUGUGUUCAGAUGCUGUUAGAGAAGGAAGUUUCCAUUUUAUGUAAGGAUGCCAGAGGCAGAACGCCCCUGCACUUCGCAGCAGCUCGGGGUCAUGCCACUUGGCUGAGCGAAUUACUGCAGAUAGCACUUUCAGAAGAAGACUGCAGUUUGAAAGAUAAUCAGGGUUAUACACCGCUGCACUGGGCUUGUUACAACGGUCAUGAAAGCUGCAUAGAGGUACUAUUGGAACAAAAAUUUUUCCGCACAUUCUAUGGUAAUAGCUUCUCUCCAUUGCACUGUGCCGUAAUCAAUGAUCAUGAAAACUGUGCAUCACUGCUCAUCGGAGCCAUCGAUGCCAGCAUUGUCAAUUGCAAAGAUGACAAAGGAAGAACACCCCUUCACGCAGCAGCCUUUGCGGAUCACGUGGAGUGCCUCCAGCUCCUCCUGAGUCACAGCGCACAAGUGAAUGCCGUGGAUCACGCAGGGAAAACACCUCUCAUGAUGGCAGCUCAAAACGGUCAUGUAGGUGCUGUAGACUUUUUGGUGAACAUUGCCAAGGCUGACCUGACGUUGAAAGAUAAAGAGUCGAAUACAUCUUUGCACUUGGCUAGCAGUAAAGGUCAUGAAAAAUGUGCCUUGUUAAUACUUGACAGGAUACAAGAACAGAGCCUUAUUAAUGCAAAAAAUAAUGCAUUGCAGACACCUCUCCAUAUUGCUGCACGGAACGGCUUAAAGAUGGUGGUUGAAGAGCUGCUAGCCAAAGGGGCAUGUGUCCUAGCAGUAGAUGAAAAUGUUUCUAGGUCAAAUGGACCACGACCCUCACCUGCAACAGAUGUACAAAAGGAAGAAUGAGACUUUGUAAACAAAAACAAAGCAAAACUAAACAAAAAGCUAUCAUAAACUAACCAGCUGUACCAAGAGGACCAAAAUACUUCAGUAAUUAAAUGGAAGACUUUGCUACUUUUAUUUUUUUCUUCAAAUGUGAGUGACAUAAUGAAGUAGCUUUUCUAAACCAUAAAAAUAUGAACUUUUGAGGUAACGAGUAGUCUUGAGUGAAUUUUAACAUUUUAUGACGCAGGUUUCCAGUUGACAUUUGUAACCGAUGAUGUGUUGACCACAGUUGGGUUUUUUCCAGACUAAAGAAUAUGUUCGUAUACUUUUAAUGUAAAUGUGUUUAUAUUUAUUUGAAAUGAAACAAAUGCCCAGGAAAAAUAACUACGGCUUUUUCUCCUA
This is a messenger RNA of Eurypyga helias (sunbittern), 3243 nucleotides long. RefSeq names its product ankyrin repeat domain 44 (gene ANKRD44). Gene Ontology annotation, biological process: protein localization to ciliary inversin compartment. The transcript has 26 exons. NCBI's taxonomy places the organism in Eukaryota, Metazoa, Chordata, Aves, Eurypygiformes, Eurypygidae. The record is from RefSeq and is a predicted model, not a curated record. Gene Ontology annotation, cellular component: ciliary inversin compartment. The annotation marks the transcript as partial. Gene Ontology annotation, molecular function: protein binding.